Molecule: messenger RNA, 6241 nt
Organism: Chinchilla lanigera (long-tailed chinchilla)
Lineage: Eukaryota; Metazoa; Chordata; Mammalia; Rodentia; Chinchillidae
Gene: Ahnak2
Product: AHNAK nucleoprotein 2
Biological process (GO): regulation of RNA splicing
Cellular component (GO): costamere; nucleus; cytoplasm
Molecular function (GO): protein binding
Source: RefSeq, a predicted model, not a curated record
CAGCUGUGCCCCAGCCUCACAGCUCCUCUGUCCACGAGGCCUGGGACACAGUGGCCUCUGCGGCAGGGAUUGGGACCACCUGGUCUCUCUUUAGCGGAAGUUUGCCAGUGGUCACUUCUUGCCAUCUUAUGUCCUGCAGAAGCCAGAGUGAGCACAUCAGCCUUGUGGGAAUCAGGCCUGUAGGGGGCAGUGGUCUCAUCCCAGUGGCAGGUCACUGUCCUAGUUUGUACAAGGACACUCCUGACCUCCCGAAGCGUCUCUGGUUGUGGAUGCGCUUUGCAUCCUCCCACCUGUGCAGGACGCCUGCAUGCUACUUCUCCUGGGGACACAAGUUUCCCAUGGGCAGCGCUCUGCUCUGCCAUGUCCCUCUGGGAAUGGCUCCUGUUUUGAAGGACAGUUUGCUGGAUGUCACGUUCUUGGUGGACACCUUUCCUUUCAGAGCGUGGACGGUGUCCUGCCCCUCUCGGCUUCCGUGGGCACAGGAGAAGCAGUGUCUGGCCGCCAGCUGCAGCCAGAGGAGCCAGAUGUGGAGACUGAGGACACCUCUGUGACCGAGGGGCCUGCAGGGGAGAUCAUCCGACCCCGGCCACAGGGGUCUUCUCCUGUCUAUGAAUGUGCAACAGAGGGUGACGGCUUUGGAGUCCAGGACGACGCCCCCAGCAGGCGGGGGUCCUCAGGGAGACGGAGAUCCUGGUGGAAGCGGGACUCAGGUGACGCUCGGACCUUCUCCAACAUGAGUCGCCCACAGCCUGUGCAGGAGGCAACAGAGGUGACGCUCAAGACGGAGGUGGAGGUGGGAGCCAGCGGCUACAGCGUCACAGGUGGUGGAGACCAGGGAAUCUUUGUCAAGCAAGUGCUGAAGGACUCCUCUGCAGCCAAGCUCUUCAGCUUGAGAGAAGGUGACCAGCUACUCAGUGCCACCAUAUUCUUUGAUGGCAUUAAAUAUGAGGAUGCGCUCAAGAUCCUGCAGUACUCAGAGCCAUACAAGGUGCAGUUCCAGAUCAAACGGAAGCUCCAUGCCCCUGAUCAUGAAGAGUGGGCUCUGCACAGCGCCCAGCACCGGUCCGAGGAGAAGCAGGACAAAGAGGUUGCAGACGGGUGUGAGGAGACACCCAAGAAGACCCUGGAGGAGGACGGAGACCGGGAGAGACUCAUCACCGAGCCCACGGAGGCCCGAGGCAGGAAGUCCCGGGACAGGUUCUCCUGGCCCAAGUUCCAAGGCGUGAAGGGCAAGCAGCGGCCAGGGCCCCGGCGCUCACACAGCUCCUCUGAAGCCUACGAGCGUGGGGGUGCCCGGGAAGUGUCCCCCACCAGCACAGACACGGAGGCUCAGUUCCCCGCUGAGCACGGGGAGCAGAAGGGAAGGAGAGAUGGCCAGAGGAGGAAGAGGAGAUUCCUGAGUCUGAGGUUCAGGAGGGGCUCCAGGCCUGAAACAUCCACCGCAGGGCACCAGGAGAGAGAGAGGCUUGGGGGACUGGACACCACCGGGGUGCUGGAGGAGAGCACAGAGGACACAGGGGCCGGGGACAAGAGCCAGAAUGGGGCACAGGCAGAAGAAGCCAGGCAGGCACUGACCAUGAAGCAGGCCAUGGAGUCCAGCUUCCCCGCACAAGGGGAAGGGGCCACGGCAGGACACCAAAGGAAGAAGAAGUGGGACAAGCCCACAGAGCAGGCGACAGCACAGGGAGAAGCCAGAGCCCAACCGACCCGGGCGACAAACAAGGAUGAUGAAUGGGAAGAAGCGCAAAGCCUGACAACUGGGAUGCAGGCGACAGCCCUGAGGGGCACAGGAGUCACAGACGGCACCCAGACACCACUGAAAGAAAUCGAGGUACGGAUACUAGAGUUAAAGACACCGAAAUUUACCUUUUCCACAGAAAGAGGCCCAGAGAUAGAAGACAAGAAAGGGCGAGGGCAGAAGCAGAGCAGGGAAACCACAAGCACAGUCCUGGCUGGACACGAGGCUGAGGGACAGGCAGAGACACAGCGUGUGGAAAAAGCUCAGCCUAAGACAGGAGGCACAGGACCAGGAGAAAAACCAGAGGUCAGGGAGAGAAAAGGGCAGGAAACACAAGGCCCCCACGGAGAGGAUACAGAAAAGGAGAGUGCUGACCUAAGGACAAAAAUGUCCAGAUUCAAAAUGCCAGCAUUUGUGUGGUCACCAACUAAAGAGGUGAUGACAGAAAGAGGAAAGCAAGUGGCACGAAAAGAACAAGAACCACUCAGGAUAGACACAACGGCAGAGCAGGAGGGGGAGGCCGGCCAGCAGGCCAUGAAGCUGCUGGAGGGUGCGCUGCCCGCCGCCGGAACCGGCCCCGGCCUGAAGGGCCACCUGCCCAAGGUGCAGAUGCCCAGCAUCAAGCGAGCUGGAGGUGUCGCUGCCCAGCGUGGAGGUGGACGUGCAGGCCCCGGGCGGCAAGCUGCAGGGCGAGGUAUCUGCCAAAGCGUAUUCAUUAGAUGUGCCCUCUCUGCUGGUUCCAUGUUCGUUGUCUUCUGGUGGUGGGAUUAUUGUAUCCUCUAGUGAUGUUUUAAACCAUCAGAAGUUUGCUGAAAUUUUUUACCCUUUGGACUCUCACGAUAGAGAUAACCCUGAAGGUCACUUUCCAGUUGAAUCCCAUACGAGUUCUGAUGUGACGUAUUCUUCAGAUGCAGGGGACAGUAGGUUCAAGAUCUCUUCUGUUGAAGUACCUUCCUUCCAUUUUUCACAGUUUAAAGAAAUGAAGGGAGCUCCUGGGCCUGAAAAGCCUCGUCCUUCAGCCCUCCUUCCGCCUGCUCCCUCUGUAGGGCCUGAUCUGUCUCCUCUUGAGCCUGUGGAACAAGUUGUUUCAGGCUCACGCACAGCCAUGGUGCUGCCCAAGCUCACCCUCUCGGGUCUCCCUUCCUACAGCAGUGGGAGCUUUGACCUCACUUGUAGUGGGCCAGCAUCCUCGUUCCUCCCUCCUUCUGAGUGCGUGGCGCUCACCCAAUUCCCAGUUGCUGUGCUCGCGCCCGGAGGUCCCCAGAAUGGUGCUUCUGGGUCCCUAGCCUUGGCCCCUUCUGUCAGAUCACAGUGCUCUGCGGACCCCCAGGCUGAGCAGGAUCCUCAGGCCAGCCCCACUGGCCAGCACUCUUAUCUCGAAGAUCCCCUGUCUCUUAGGGUGACUUUCCCUAAAUUCCACAAACCACGGUUCAUGGUUCCAGUCCCACUUGCAGUGGCUCCUGAGGGAGGCACUGCUGAGUGCAGUCUGGCCCCGCCCCUUGGCCAAGAGCUGGGGCAGGACUCCUCUGCUCGUGCAGUUAAAGUGUCCCCACUGUCAGGCUCCCAGCCGGCACCCAGGGCUGCUCCUGCGUCACAGAUGUUGGAGGAGGCCCCAAGCCUGUCUGUAGAAGAAGCCUCUGCAGAAGGUGCUGAUGGGGAAGGGACUGGGGGUUCCUUCAAAACUCCUCGCUUCAAGCUGCCAUUGUUCAGCCGGUUGUCAAAGAAGGAGGCCAGACCAGCAGGAGAUACCUCACGCCAACUGGAGGAUCACUCAGGCAGCCUCACUGUGGAUCUGGGUCAUGAGGACUUCUACCCUGGGGUUCAGGGCUCCUGCAUGGAGGCACAUGAGGCCCCUCCUCCAGGGAAGGAAGGCGAUUUGGGGAAGACCAGGAAGGCUGGCUUCACGCUCCCAAGACUGGCCCUUCCCAAGUUGAAGGCGUCCAAGGUACAGGCUGGUCUGAAGCCACAGGGAGACGCAGACACACUGCUUUCUAGCAGCGCAGCCACAGGUGACCAUGAAGCCACAGGAAGGAGUGGAAGUGAGGGUGGUGUGGGCAGCACUGGCCUUCUUGAUGGACCCCAAGAAGCAGGGCAUGUGGCCCACCAGCUGCCCCAGCCUCCCUUCCCUAGGGUAGCCUUUGCCAAACCCGACGUCCCAUCUUCCCCAGCCAAGGAGGGGGUAAGCCAGCGUGAGGCUGAUCGCAGGUGGGACUCGGCGGUAGAAAGAGACAGCAAAGUAUCUGGGCUUGGGGACAUUUCAGCCAGUGGGCCCCAUGGGGAGGGGACAGCCCCCACCAUAGAAGAGCCCCUGAAGCCAUCCCUAGGACAUGCAGACCAAGUCCCCACCCUGGACAGACCAGAGGAGGCCCCCACUGCGGAGGGUACAGCACCUGAGUUGCAAGAGCGCUGGUUCAAAAUGCCCAGGCUCCGCAUGCCUGGCUUCGGGCGGCCCUCAUCCAAGGAGCGAGGCGGGGCCCGGGAGCAGGACGUGGCUCAGGCGUACAUGCUGGUGGCCACUGCACCGGCACAGGCGGCCGCAGCUGGCAGUGCCCUGGUGUCCUGUGUUCCUGGGUCAGAAGUGGAGGCCAGUGUGUCCCUGCAGUCCCCAAACACAGCGGCCACUGUGACAGGCUGUGAAAGUGCAUGCUACUCAGAUGUUCUGAAGCGUGAUCUCUACUGCUCAGGCUUGAAGCCACAGCCCCCCACUGUGGGGGGGACCGGAGGGGACCAGCCCCCCUCCAAGGUCCGCACUCGUCCAGCUGAAGGCUCCCUUCCUCUUCAGGAACCCAGCGGGAGGCCUUUAGAGCCCCAGGCUCCUGCGGCAGAGAGGUGCACCCUCACCAGGGCGGAGGAGAAAACAGAGCUGCAGCCCUCCCUGCCAGAAGGGCCUGUGACGCUGAGGGUGUCCAGCACCAACGUGCCAUCCCAGGUCUCCGUGGUGGACAUGCGGCAGCUCUGGGAAGACUCUGUGCUCACAGUCACAUUCCCCAAGCUCCGAGUGCCCAAGUUUUCCUUCCCAGCCCCUGGCUCAGAGGCAGACAUCUUCUUCCCCGUGGUGAGAGACGAGCGGGGAAGAGGGGUAGGUGUGGACCCGGGGCCCGGGCUCUGGGAUGCCAGCCUCCUGAGGGCGGGCCCUGGGGAGCCCAGGGAGCAGCCUGCAGGCCCUGACCAAGCCUUGGAAGCCUCCCCAGUGUCCAAGGUGAAGGUGCACAUCCAGGGGGCGCAGGGCGAGAGUCGCGAGGUCAUGGUGUGCAGCCAGGUGAGGCGAGAGUGUGUGGAGCUCAUGGUCCCCGAGACCAUUUCCACUCAGAUGGUGCGGGAGUCAGAGAUCCACACAUCCACUAUGCAGACGCCUUCUUAUGGGUUUUCUUUGCUGAAGCUGAAGCCCCUAGGGCCUCCUGCUCAAGCUCCAGAUCCCAGGGCACAGGAGGGCUCUGCUGCCGCCAGAGCAGACUCCUUCCCUGAGGACAGUGCCCCUGAGGCCGCAGAGCCAUUCGAGGUGCUCUCUGCCAGUGCCAGCCUCCCCAGGCCGCCGACGAUAGGGUCUGAAGUUCCUGCCAGGGCCCCGACUGCAGACAGUGGCUCUGACGAUGAAGAGCCUGCAGAGAUCCUCGAGUUUCUGCCCGAGGACAGUGAGGAGGCUGCAGCACCACCAGCGGCUGAAGACAGAGCUCUGAAAGGCAGGCCAGGAGGAAAAAAGCCUGGUGCGUUCUGGUCCUGGCUUCCGAGCAUCGGGUUCUCCUCCACUGUCAGCGACACCACUGCCGACUCCAGAGAAGACACCCAAGGAUCUGUUCCUGUCCAGACCCAGCCAGGGCCUCGGCCAGACUUGGAAUCGCCUAAGAGGCAGGAGAGAGUGGGCUGGUUCCGGUUUCCCAAAUUAGGGUUCUCCUCCUCGCCCACCAAGAAGACGAAAAGUGUAGAGGACGAGACAGGCGUGGCUGAGCAGCUGCUCCAGGAAGAAAGUGUCACCUUCUUUGACGCCCGGGAAAGCUUCUCCCCUGAGGAGAAGGAAGGUGAGCCAGGCGUGAGCGCCCCAGGCACCACCGGCAUGGUGGCCUCCCCAGCGAGAACGGAGUUGAUCCUGUUGGAGCCAGACCCUCACGCCAGCGAGGAAUCUGAACCCAGGCCCACGAGCAAAUGAAGGCUGCACAGGUGCAACAUCAGGGCAGUGGCUGGGCACCUGCACAGAGCUCCCUGUCCUGGCCCUGCACAGCACCCCAAUUCACAGAGCUGAGCAAAGCAGAGGCCGACAGCACCUCACACUGCCCUAAACAGAACCCAAUAUGCACCAGCUCCUGCCGGGCUUCGGAGGCAAAGAAGCCACCUAGAUUCUUCCCAAUGCAGACCUAGUGUCUGCGUGUCCUGCUGCUCCUCCAGCGUGCUCAGCCCUGAACCCUGAACCCAGAACCCAGAACCCAGCUUGUACAGCUGCACCAGGCCCCGGUGGAGCAGGCUUAGUGGUCCCCUGGUGGCAAUAAAGGAAGCAGUGCGUCCCAGUGA